Belonocnema kinseyi is the source of this 624-nucleotide messenger RNA. RefSeq names its product piggyBac transposable element-derived protein 4-like. The transcript has a single exon. NCBI's taxonomy places the organism in Eukaryota, Metazoa, Arthropoda, Insecta, Hymenoptera, Cynipidae. The record is from RefSeq and is a predicted model, not a curated record. Bases 1 to 624 code for a protein of 207 amino acids.
AUGAUUCUAUUCAAAGGACGUUCAUAUCGCAAGCAGUAUAAUCCCAUGAAGCCAAUAAAAAUAGGCUACAAAGUUUGGUGCUUGGCAGAUUCCAAAUCAGGGUAUGUCCUGACGUUCGCAAUUUAUACUGGAAAGUCCAAUUCGAGUCCUUCACCAGGCGAUACGCUAGGUGAAUGGAUUGUUAUCAAUCUGUCCGUCCAUCUACGAAACACUGGGGUCUUGGUUACCUUCGAUAACUUUUUCAUGUCCAUAAAUCUUAUGAACGAGCUGAGAACCAGAAAAAUUUACGCAGUAGGUGCAGUCAGAAAUAACCGUAAAGGCUUAUCAGGUGCAUUGAAAGAAAAAACGAAGAUGAACAGAGGGGAGUACACCUAUAAGACUAAAGGAUGUGUCGCAGCAAAUAAAAGGAUAAACUCUAUGCCUGUUUUUAUGUUGACAAACGUCAACAAUCCUGCUGCUGUUACUUCUGUCAAUAGGAAAAAUAAAGACGGUACAAAAAGUACUGUUCCUUGUCCAGCAGCAAUCUCUCAUUAUAACACUCGUAUAGGAGCCGUUCAUCGUUUUGAUCAGUUCAGAGAAAGAUACGCUAUAGGAAGAUUCACUCUAAAAAAGUACUCCGAGUAG